Molecule: messenger RNA, 913 nt
Organism: Eremomyces bilateralis CBS 781.70
Lineage: Eukaryota; Fungi; Ascomycota; Dothideomycetes; Eremomycetales; Eremomycetaceae
Exons: 4
Coding region: 249-815 (188 amino acids)
Source: RefSeq, a predicted model, not a curated record
CCCUCUCUCCUUGUCAUUUUAAUGUUUUAAAUGCAUUUUGCAUCUUUUCCUUCCUUUCUUACUCUCCUCCUCUCCUUUACUCUCCUUCUUUAUAUUGCAUUUCGCAUCCUUUUCUUUUUAACACACUCACGCUCUCCUCCUUUAUAAUUGAUUAUAGAAAACUCACAUUCUAUUACUUCGCGGAGAAGUACAUAGACUUCAACACGCUGGUGAACGCAUUGUUCCGAGCCUUCAAGACUCGCAUCUGGAUGUCGGCGAUCAACCCGGCAUCAUUUGCCAUCAUGGCUGAGCCUGGUCCUCGACCCAGCGAGAGGGCGCAUCGUGGUUUGGCUGAUGAAAAGCGCCGGGUGGAAGAGGAAGCAGUGCGCUUCCACAACUAUCCAGCGUUCUUUCAUCAGGCCUUCGACACGCCGGGCGCGGGGCCGUUCUACGGCCCUUAUGCGCCGCCGGCCAUGUCCUUCGGCCAAUACCAGAACUACGCUGGGUAUGCGAACGGCCAGAGUUCCACGGUCCACCCUGCCAAUACCGGGCCGUCGUCUCCCUACAUGCCUGCCGGACACAGCCAUGCCGUCCCUUCGUUCGCUCCCGCCGCCGCCUCGUUCGCUCCCGCCGGUCAACAAUCUCCUGGGUUGGGGGGACGUAUCGCGUUCGGGAGUUUCCCAAGCUCAGCGUCGUACGGGUACCCCCAGUCCCAGCAUACGAACCAGAGCGCGGACAACGACCUGGAGGACGUCCAGAAGCACCUCCGCGGCCUCGGCAUUGGAAAGGAGCCUUCGUUCAGUCAGCACGGUUCUCGACAGGGCACAGCGUGGUGAGCGGUGACGAGCUCAUCGCCGCAUAACCCUAGGUCAUCUCAUGUCACAGCGGUGGCCUCAUGAUGGAAUAGACUCGAACUUCUUCACCAGAAUCCUCA